AUGCGAUGUGUGUUUCCAACCCUCGACAAGCCUUUGGAGAGGGUGUUUCAAUGGUACACGCAACAUCUCCUCGUUGAUUAUUACAUGAUAUUUGUUAUUGCACCUCUCAUUAUGACAGCAUUUCUCGGUUGUGGACUUAUAUGGAUAGAAGAACUCACUGUGCUAGAUGCGAAGAAAUUGUACACUCCAGUCAGCGCUCCUUCAUGGGAAGAAGAGCGGAUUAUGAAUGAACUCUGGCCUGUGAAACCGAAUGAAUUUCUACCGGAGCGUACGUUCGAGUGGAGAAGAUAUCUGUAUUUAGUCGUUCAUGGCCGGCCAUACUUAGAAGAAAUCGAGAGACUAGAAGCCGAUGUGGCCACGAAUGUCUCAUUUCCUAUGCAGCAGCAAUGGAGAGACAAUAGCACAUUGAACAUGAACGAAACCGUCACCUUUCAGGACAUCUGCAUGAACUGGUACGGUGAAUGCUACAGGCAAUCAAAUCUGAUUUCUCUUCUAAAGCAUCGUCAGCAACUCGAAGCAAGAGGUAUAGCUGUUAGCUAUCCCCAAGCUAAUACAGGAGGUACCCCAAUCUAUUUAGCUUUCAAUGUCGGCGGUGUCGAGACGUUUCCCAAUGAUACCAUAAAGAGUGCAAAAGCGAUGAGACUUUGGUUCUUUCUGCGAUUCGAGACCUCCACCUUCGAUGAGAUGGCCAAAGAGUGGGAAGAUGCGGCAACCAAGUUCGUGAGAGAAAAGUAUGGCGAUAAUCCUCACAUAACGUGUCACAUUAAGCACUCACGGAUAGUAGACCAAGGUCUCACGAACAACGCGAAUCGACUGAAGCCGUACUUUGCGGUCACGGUGAUUGUGCUCAUUACGUUCACUUCACUUUAUUCGAUGAAGUGGAACAUCAGCAAAACGAAAGGAAGAUUUAAUGUUCGUAUCGACUGGCUUCGAUCUAAACCCAUUCUGGCUCUUGGUGGAGUUCUUUCGUCCGGACUUGCUAUCAUCAGUGGUAUCGGACUUCUUCUUUGGUGUGGGAUGUUCUUCGCCGAGAUCACACUUGUCUCGCCAUUUUUAGUUCUUUCUAUCGGGGUUGACGACAUGUUUAUUGCGGUUGCUGCUUGGCAUAACACCGAGUUGAAAUACCCUGUGCUGAAAAAACGAAUGGUCGAAGCCAUCAGUGAAUCGUCCGUCGCCAUAUUUAUCACCUCUAUCACCGAUGUGCUCUCUUUUGGCGUCGGAACCUUCACCGACAUUAUGGCAGUCGAGGGAUUCUGUGCAAUGACGUCGGCCUGCAUGUUCUUCACUUGGCUCUAUCAGAUAACAUUUUUCGCCGGUCUGAUGGUCAUCUCUGGAAAAGUUCAGCUGGCAGGAAGAAAUGCAGUUCUGCCCUGCAUCAAGAUCUCUGUUUAUGGAAUAACGAUAAUGGAACAAGGUCUUGAUUACGAUAAAUUACUUCUACAGACCGAUCCUUUAGUGGAGGCGCUCGCAACAGAAAUAAAGCUGUUUCCGACUGGUGAUCAGAUCGAGAUCGCUAUCAAAAAUGCUCCUGACAUGAAAAUUCCCAGGAAUAGAGAACGGAUAGAGAAAAUCGCACAAAAAUUCGAGCAGAUCUCUUACAGUAAUGGUCCGAAAAGCACUUCACUAUGGCUCCGUGAAUAUGUAAAAUAUGCAAAUUUGACUGGUUCGUUCCUAAAUGACGAUCGCGAUUCCUGGGUGAUUGGAGUGUACGAGUGGUCGCAACUGUUCGCCUUCUACAAACUUUGGUCACAAGAUUUUGUGUGGUCAAAGACAUAUGAUUACCAACAACUCUCGCUUGUGUCGUUUCGGUUUCGAAUCGGUCUCCACGACCUCUUUACUCCUACAGACCUCGUCAUGGUCACGGCCGAAGUGAGGGAGUUGGCUGCUCAACACCCGGAUCUCGAGAUAUUUACCUACCAGUAUAGCAGGCCGAUCGCUGACCAGCUGAACGUGAUCCUACAAUCAACCGUCCAGAACGACCUACUGGCUGUGGUAUGCAUGGUCCUCAUUAGCCUGCUUUUCAUUCCUAAUCCACUAUGUGCUGUUUGGAUUACUAUUGCCAUAGUGACCAUUGACGUUGGAGUUAUUGGAUUUCUUUCAUUAUGGGGUGUCAAGCUCGAUCCAAUCUUCAUGAUCACCGUCAUAUUGAGUAUUGGUUUCUCAAUUGAGUUCUCAGCACACGUUACCCACGGUUUCGUAAGUAAUGAAGGAAAUUUGACUCCGCAAGAAAGAUGCAUUGAAGCAAUGGAGAGGCUUGCUUGGCCAGUGGUCCACGGUAGCAUUUCAACGAUUCUGGGAGUCACAGUGUUGGCGUUCAUCAACUCUUACAUGGUGCUUGUGUUUUUUAAGACCGUCUUCCUUGUCCUCGUCAUUGGUCAGUUUUUGUCGAGCGGGAAGACCUUCAAGUUGUUAUUUUCAGGAGUGGUCCAUGCGUUAGUGCUCUUGCCGGUAGUACUGGCCAUCACCACACCGUAUAUAGAGCGAUUUAAUUCCUAUCUUCAACGUUUCACAAAGGAAAGGAAGGUGAAGAACGCCGUCUCUAAAGGCAACGUCUAUGCUAUAACAGUUCCCGUUAAUAUCUCCUGA
This is a messenger RNA of Angiostrongylus costaricensis, 2586 nucleotides long. The record is from the annotation of a GenBank genome assembly. Lineage: Eukaryota; Metazoa; Nematoda; Chromadorea; Rhabditida; Metastrongylidae.